Penicilliopsis zonata CBS 506.65 is the source of this 1262-nucleotide messenger RNA. RefSeq lists its product as hypothetical. NCBI's taxonomy places the organism in Eukaryota, Fungi, Ascomycota, Eurotiomycetes, Eurotiales, Aspergillaceae. The record is from RefSeq and is a predicted model, not a curated record. Gene Ontology annotation, biological process: regulation of transcription by RNA polymerase II. The transcript is spliced from 3 exons. The coding region runs from base 62 to 1207 and encodes 381 amino acids. Gene Ontology annotation, molecular function: DNA-binding transcription activator activity, RNA polymerase II-specific; zinc ion binding.
ACCAACACGACUGCUUUGUCUCGCUUUCAGAGCAGAGAAUGGGAAAGCCGACGGGACAUCGAUGGCAUCUACCACCCGCCGCACGCUGAGACGCCAUAAGAAGUCGCGGAAUGGGUGUCGUAACUGCAAGCUCCGCAGCGUGAAGUGCGAUGAGACCAAACCAGGCUGUCGACAAUGUAUCGCAUAUGGGGUGACGUGCAACUAUGACGAUGGGAAAUCAGACUUACAAGUCUCCACCGAGAAUGAGAUCGUUUUCAAGCUUCCCCCGAGUGUGUCUUACUGGCCGAAUCAGAAGGAACAGAUCCUGGACAAGUUCCAGAUGCGUACAGCGCUUACCAUCAGCGCAGGGAGGCGUUUGCAGGUCUUCCAGAAGGAGAUCGUUGCACUUGCUCGGACGAAUCCAAUUCUGAUGGACGCAAUCUCGACCCUGACGCUUAUGCAUGAGCGCUACCUGACUGGAGUGUCUAGCACAAGACUCUCCACUUCGGAGGCGUAUCAUUGGUACCGCGCCCUGUCGGCAUUCAACAGUCGGCUGUUGCUGCCUCUCCGCCGCGAGGAAUACAUCCCCCUCUGGACGGUAGCCACCAUUUUCUCCAUCAUAGUCUACACCUAUCCGAACGCCGAUACCCCCGAGCAAGCGUGGCCUCUGCGUGCCGCGUCCACGUCCGACCUCGACUGGCUGUUGAUGAAUACUGGGAAACACGAGGUCCACAAACUCGCUGGGAACGAGUGGGAUGCCGACCCGGUGUUCCAGAUCCUGUCCUUCCAGCACGAGGAUGAGCUGCUCCCGCAGUCGCCGGCAAAGGUCGACUUUGAAUCAAUCCCGAAAUGGUUCUCUCGGGUCUUCCACCUUGACGGGGAUUCGGAUAGCAGGCGAAAUCCCUACCAUACCGCCGCGAUCGAGCUGGCUGAGGUGCUCGACCGCAACUGUCCGGUGAUCACGACAAUCCUAAGCUUUGCCGCGUUCCGGAUGAACAUAAGCCACGAGCUUCAGCAACUGCUGCUACGCAAAGACCCGCGCGCCCUGCUCCUUUUGGCGUGUUGGUACGCCAAGGUCUGUAAUAUUGGAGUCUGGUGGCUUACGCCCCGGGCGGUCCUGGAGGGGCAGGCGAUCUGUCGGUAUCUGGAAGAGCAGCAUGGAUACGAUAUGGACAUCCAGCUUGUUCUACAGUUCCCCAAGAGUAUUCUCUUUUCCUCGGUUUAUUAAGCAUCUGGCUAGCAUAAAACUAGUAACGAAUGAGAAAGUCUUAUCUACUUUUGGC